Molecule: messenger RNA, 2839 nt
Organism: Durotheca rogersii
Lineage: Eukaryota; Fungi; Ascomycota; Sordariomycetes; Xylariales; Xylariaceae
Product: kinase-like protein
Exons: 2
Coding region: 283-2670 (795 amino acids)
Biological process (GO): intracellular signal transduction; protein phosphorylation
Cellular component (GO): nucleus; cytoplasm
Molecular function (GO): protein serine/threonine kinase activity; ATP binding
Source: RefSeq, a predicted model, not a curated record
CUGCUUCUUCCCUCGGACAUCUGAAAGUUCUGCUUGGUAUCAGACAAAUCCUCCCCCCCCCCCCCCCCUAGAACCUUUCGGGCUUGCGGCCCUUGCUACCACUACAAUUUCGACCAAACUGAAUGCACCGGCACUCGUGCAUAGCUCUUUGUUAGAGCUAUCAAGAGAGAAAAAGACCCUGUGCGAGAGCAGGUACGGUCUAUAUCGGUAGAGACUACUGAUUCCGGUCGUAACCUGGAAGUCGGUUGUUGGUUCCCUACGGUGGGUUUCCGUUCUACCACAAUGGUCAACAUGACGAUCGCGCACGAAUCCCACCGAGGGUCCUCGUCGUCAGGUGCCGGGUUCGCGUUAGAGGACAGGUUCGAAGUUAUAAAAGACAUCGGGGAUGGAAGUUUUGGUAGUGUAGCUCUGGCUAGAGUGAGGACUGCUGGCGCAAGUGUGGCUCGUCGUGGUACCAUCAUUGCGAUUAAGACGAUGAAGAAGACCUUCGAGUCCUUCAACCCGUGCCUUGAGCUCCGAGAGGUCGUCUUUCUAAAGACGCUGCCGCCACAUGGCCACUUGGUUCCAGCACUCGACAUAUUCCUCGAUCCCUUCACCAAGAAGCUUCACAUCUGCAUGGAGUACAUGGAGGGGAACCUAUAUCAGCUCAUGAAGGCUCGCGACCACAAAUAUCUCGACAAUCCCAGUGUCAAGAGCAUCUUGUAUCAGAUUAUGCAAGGCCUCGAGCAUAUCCACGCCCACCACUUUUUCCACCGAGACAUCAAGCCCGAGAAUAUCUUGGUCACGACUUCGGGACAUCAAGAUUCCGUAAACUCGUUUCGGCGGUAUUCUGCCUUGAUGACCCCUCCUUCGACACCUCCAUCCUAUACAGUAAAGAUUGCAGACUUCGGGCUUGCGAGAGAGACGCAUUCGAAACUACCGUACACGACCUAUGUUUCCACCAGAUGGUAUCGGGCCCCUGAGGUACUUCUACGGGCUGGCGAAUAUUCGGCUCCCGUCGAUAUCUGGGCAGUUGGCGCUAUGGCAGUUGAAAUCGCGACACUGAAGCCUCUUUUCCCUGGUGGUAACGAAGUGGAUCAAGUCUGGAGAGUCUGCGAAAUUAUGGGGAGCCCUGGAAACUGGUAUAACAAGUCGGGCGCUCGGGUAGGUGGAGGUGACUGGAAGGAGGGGACACGAUUGGCUGGGAAGCUUGGAUUUUCUUUCCCGAAGAUGGCACCUCACUCGAUGGAUACGAUCCUCCAGACUCCUCAGUGGCCGGCUUCCCUAAGUCAGUUUGUUACUUCGUGCUUGAUGUGGGAUCCGAGGAAUCGACCAACCUCAACCCAGGCACUGGCACACGAGUACUUCACGGACGCGGUCGAUCCGCUACGGCCCAAGUCGUCAGCUUCGAGGAUACUAGGCCGCAAGCAAUCUGACAUAAGCCGAGGGAAGGAAUCCGCCUCUGUUACGCCUACCUCCUCUAAACAGUCGUGGUUCAGGAAAUCGCUCAUCGGCCGAUCCGAGAUGGCGGAGAGCGCGUCUCCUCAGAUCAGUGUGAAGGAUGUGGUGGCGGCGCCGCGUCCGUCUCCGAUUCAUUCGCCAGAGGUCAACGAGGCCCCCCCGGCAAAGUUUCGGCCGGCUGCUGGCAAACGGAUCACAUGGACCAACGGCCCGUCGAAUGUGGCUCCUAUGCCGAUUUUACCCACGAUCCGCCCAAUUUCACCGCUGUCAGAUGCGGUCACUGCCCAGGCUUCAAACCGUGCGCCUUCUUGUAACGACGCAUACAGCAACGGAGCUCAACGUCCGAUCGACGAGAAGACUGGUAAGAAGAUUGGGCGACAGCUCUCGGUGGCUUCGAGUGCUAGUCACUAUACCGAGCUGCACCGGCAGCAAGCCGAACGAGCCCUGAACGGCAACAGUGGUCUAGUCUCACCACCAAGUGGACAUAAAGAAAGCUUCUUCUCCCAUCUACGGAAGAGGGCGCGGAGAUUUUCUGGCAGGCACCAGACGCCAGUUUCGCCCACCUACGACGAGGAUAUUGAGGCACAAGCGGGCUGUGGCCCUUGGGUCAGCAACCGGUCUUCGAUGGUCAUUGACCAGCAGCACGCCUCAACUACCAAGAUAGACAACUACGAAUCGCUCGACCGUACUUUGCGAGAUGUCCACCAACCCACGAGCUCAUCGAAUUCACCAAUACCACCUAUUCACACGACCGCAUCUAACGGCAACCUAAAACGACACCAUUCGUUACCACAUCAGCAACCCAGAUCUGUCGAUAACCUGAUCGGCGCUGCUCGCACGCCUGGUCCCAUCUUCGGCAGAACGAAGAGGGCACAGGCAGUGCACGGCGUCCAAGGCGACGCUCUAGACGAAGAAGAAGAGCUGCUAGAUGAAAAGCUCAAUCCGGACCGUCGGGCCUCGAAUCGACUGGAGAAGGACGGGACGUCAAACGUUAGGCAGUCCGCCGGCAAUAUCGGGCUAUCUAACCCUUACCCCACGCCGUCACCGUCGGCUAGCGGGAACAUGAUCCUUUUCGGAGACUGCCACGAGGCUUUGACACCGAAGCCGUUGAAUCUCAGCAAGGGGUUGGGGAGAGACAGCCAGUACAAACGACCGACACCCCCAUACGAAGACGGCGAGUGGGCUUCUUCGGUAGCUGCAAGCAUAAGGGCAGCUGGUAAUAGGUUUUAGGGAAAAGUUUCGCUUCCGUGGCGGUGGCUUUUGCGGCGGAAGCGUGUUCGUAUUGUUCGUCAUGGCACGGUGUUGGGAGUUAAAUAUCGGGUUUGGGGAUAUACAUGGCAUAACAUUUUGCACACUCUUUCCAGCAUACUAUUGACGAUCUUGGGCUCGAUUUCACUUG